Molecule: messenger RNA, 2062 nt
Organism: Camellia sinensis
Lineage: Eukaryota; Viridiplantae; Streptophyta; Magnoliopsida; Ericales; Theaceae
Source: RefSeq, a predicted model, not a curated record
UGCCACUCACCAACAACAAUCUUUGCCAUCAAAGUACAUAUCCUCUGCAGCAUCUUAGAUAUAGCCCAUUGUUUUCUUUUUCUUUCUUUGUGAAAAAGCCCAUAAUCAGAGAGUGAAAAUGGAGGAACCAAAGAGAGGAGAAUCAGUAGGUGUUGAGGAUGAGAAAUGGGUUAAUGAUUCUUCCUUGGAUCAUAAAGGAAGGGUUCCUCUCCGAUCCAACACCGGUGUUUGGAAAGCUUCACUCUUCAUUAUCGCAAUCGAGUUCAGUGAAAGGUUGAGUUACUUUGGAAUAGCAACAAGUUUGAUCAUAUACCUCACCAAGGUGAUCCAUCAGGACCUCAAAACAGCUGCAAAGAGUUGCAAUUACUGGUCUGGUGUUACCACUAUGAUGCCUCUAUUGGGAGGCUUCUUAGCCGAUGCUUAUCUGGGCCGAUUCACUACCAUCCUUGCUUCCUCAGUUGUCUAUCUUCUGGGUUUGAUUCUCUUGGCCAUGUCUACAAUUGUUCCAAGCCUAAAGCCAUGUGGUACUGGCAUUUGUCAUGAACCAAGAAAAAUCCAUGAAGUGGUCUUCUUCCUCUCCAUCUACUUGAUCUCCAUAGGCACAGGAGGUCACAAACCAGCUCUAGAGAGCUUUGGAGCUGAUCAAUUCGACGAUGAUCACCCUGAAGAAAGAAAAAAGAAGAUGUCAUUCUUCAACUGGUGGAACUUUGGCCUUUGCUCUGGACUUUUAAUUGGUGUCACAGUGGUUGUUUAUGUCCAAGACCAUGUGAGUUGGGCUGUUGCUGAUAUCAUCUUGACUGCUGUGAUGGUUGCUAGUAUUGUCAUCUUUAUUGUGGGAAGGCCGGUUUAUCGAUACAGGAAGCCAACAGGGAGUCCAUUGACACCAAUGUUGCAGGUUCUUGUUGCAGCCAUUAAGAAGAGAAAUCUUCCUUAUCCUUCAAGUCCUCCAACUGAAUUGUAUGAAGUUCCUAAGUCACAGAAGACUCAGGGUAGGCUUCUGUGCCAUACCAGCAAGCUCAAAUUUCUUGACAAGGCCGCAAUCCUGGAAAACAAACAGAGUCCAGCAGAUCAGCAUCAACAAAAUCCAUGGAGACUCACAACAGUUACCCGAGUGGAAGAAAUGAAACUACUCCUCAACAUGAUUCCCAUCUGGCUAGCCGCCUUACCAUUCGGUAUCUGCGUAGCACAAGCCUCAACUUUCUUCAUCAAACAAGGCACAACCCUAAACCGCAAUAUCAGCAACGAUUUCCUAACCCCCCCAGCCUCAAUCUAUGCCAUUGCCGCCAUUGGAAUGAUCGUCUCUGUUACCUUUUACGACAAAAUCCUCAUCCCUGUGCUCAGAAAGGUGACCGGUAAUGAAAGAGGCAUCAAAAUCCUCCAGAGAAUCGGCAUUGGAAUGGUCUUUUCAGUUUUGACAAUGGUUGUCGCGGCUUUAGUCGAAAGAAAGAGGCUGAGCCUAGUGGAGAAGGAUCCAGAGAAGGGUUCGAUGUCAAUGAGUGUGUUCUGGUUAGCUCCUCAGUUUCUCAUCAUUGGGUUCGGAGAUGGGUUCACUCUGGUUGGCUUGCAAGAGUAUUUUUACGACCAAGUCCCUGACUCGAUGAGAAGUUUAGGGAUUGCGUUUUACCUUAGUGUGAUCGGUGCAGGGAGCUUUCUUAGCAGUAUGUUGAUUACCGCAGUGGAUCAUAUUACGCAGAAGAGUGGGAAGAGUUGGUUCGGGAAGGAUUUGAAUAGUAGUCGUUUGGAUAAGUUUUACUGGCUUUUAGCCGCCGUUGCUGCUGCGAAUUUGUGUGUUUACGUGCCGUUGGCGAGGCAGUAUUCAUAUAAAAAUGUGCAGAGAAAGGCCGCUGUUGUUGUGGCUGAUUGCUAUGAAGGUGAUAAUGUAGGGACAACAAUGGCUUAAUGUAUACUAUGUUACUAUGUAGUACUAUAGGUUAAGGAGGGUGUGUCCGCGUGAUAUUUUAUAACAUUAUGAUUGGUGAAAAAAGUGGGUAAUGAAGUAUUGUGUUAAAUGAUUGAGAAAUAUAAGAGGUAUAUUGAAUGCUAAUUGGUUAAGGAAUACAGA